GCCCGUUCUGUGUGCAUGUGGAAUUAAAAUCGUCGGGAUGCACACGGAUUGAAUUAAACAGUCUACAGAAAGACAUGGUACGCUGUCGAGAUGGAUGUUACGUCAUCUGAUAUUCAGAUGAUGAAUAUGACCAGCUGUGUUGUCCGUAUCCCUCGCCUGGAUCUUCCACUGGAUGUAGUAGUGAAGGUACCCCUGUGGGAUGAGGAAAUCUGGGAAGAGUCUGCUUCAUCCAGGAGGCAGGGGAACAGCUUGUGGCACAGUGUGUUACAUGAACCAUUCCAGGAGGCCGAAAAGAUGGAUGUUAUGUCAUCUGAUAUUCAGAUGAUAAAUAUGACCAGCUGUGUUGUCCGUAUCCCUCGCCUGGAUCUUCCACUGGAUGUGGUAGUGAAGGUACCCCUGUGGGAUGAGGAAAUCUGGGAAGAGUCUGCUUCAUCCAGGAAGCAGGGGAACAGCUUGUGGCACAGUGUGUUACAUGAACCAGUCCAGGAGGCCGAAAAGGAGAACCUUGGUGAAGCACUGGAUUGGAUGAGCCCAUAUGCCUCAUCUAGUGGAUCUCUUGUAAAUGUGGCUGACAGGAAGGAAGAGGUCACUCAGGAGGUGCUGACUGGGCCCGAAAAACAGCAGAAAUGUUGGAAUGUUUUAAACCAAGGAAACGGAAAGGAAAAAUCUGUAACAAAAGGCGACAGAGGAAGCAGGAGCUGCAUUGUAAGUGGCUGCAUGGCUCGAGUGGUCCACCUGCCACGCCACCUCAGACGCGUGCACCAGCGGAGCCCCCAGCAAGCCCUCAAUGCUACGGAAAAGACGUCCACAGCAACAUGUGGCAGACGAACCAGGAGCUGCAUUGUGGAUGGCUGUACAGCUGUUGUGGUUCACCUGCCACGACACCUCAGACAGGUGCACUAUUUGGGCCCAUCUGAGAUCCGAAGUGCUAUAUUUGGCAGUAAAAAGCCACGGUCCCUCACCAGCCACCACAGCAAGAAACAGUGUCCUAAGGAAGGAUGUGGCCGUGUAAGUCGGAAUAUUUACCAGCACAUGAGAAAAUUCCACAAGCUGGAAAAAGGGCGGAGAGGAUGGAGCACAAUGUUAAAGUGGAAUGUUUCAGGCAAUGAAAGUGGUGAACUGUACCCUACCACCUCCUCAACAUGGAGGAUCGUGGAGGAGGGAUUGCAACGAGAGGAGCCACCUAAACAAGAGAUGAAGCAGCCCAAUAACCAGAGGCAUCUAUGUGGCAAGAUUAGACAUAAGGCAACUGAGAAUGGAGAAAUAAGGCCUUGUGGCAGAGGUACUAAGAGCUGCAUUGUAAGUGGCUGCACAGCUGUUGUGAUUCACCUGCCUCGACACCUGAGACAGGUGCACCAGUGGAGCCCUAAAGAGGCCCGAGAUGCUGUCCACUCCCUCAGGAAGCCGUUGUCACCAACGAGCCGCCCAUUACAGAUGUGUCCAGUGGAGGGAUGUGGUCGCAUGGCACAGAGGAUUCCCCAACAUUUGAGAAAAUACCACAAACUGCGCAUUGGUUCUCUUGCGCAACAUAACAUCAAAAAAGCACAAGUUGAAUUAGAGGGCCAAGAUGGAUCAAUUCAUGGGCCAGAAGUAGUUGAAAGUAGUAUUGUAAGCUCAUCAAAGCUUUCAGAUAAUGGAAGCGGUGAACUGCCCCUUCAAUACCCAACCACCACUUCAACAUACGUAGAAGACGGACUACAAGGAGAGGAGCCACCUCAAGAUGAAACUGUACUACCCAAUGACCAGAGGAGUCCAUGCAGCAGUAUUACUGACAAGGCAACUGAGAAUGGAGAAAUAAGGCCUUGUGGCAGAGGUACUAAGAGCUGCAUUGUGAGCGGCUGCACAGCUGUUGUGAUUCACCUGCCUCGACACCUGAGACAGGUGCACCAGUGGAACCCUAAAGAGGCCCGAGAUACUGUCCACUCAUUCAGGAAGCCGUUGUCACCAACGAGCCGCCCAUUACAGAUGUGUCCAGUGGAGGGAUGUGGUCGCAUGGCACAGAGGAUUCCCCAACAUUUGAGACAAUACCACAAACUGCGCAUUGGUUCUCUUGCGCAACGUAACAUCAAAAAAGCACAAGUUGAAUUAGAGGGCCAAGACGGAUCAAUUCACGGGCCAGAAGUAGUCGAAAGUAGUAUAAUAAGCUCAUCAGAGCUUUCAGACGAUGGAGGCUAUGAACUGCCCCUUCCAUACCCAACCACCACAACAUACGUAGAAGAGGGACUACAAGGAGAGGAGCCACCUCAAGAUGAAACUGUACUACCCAAUGACCAGAGGAGUCCAUGCAGCAGUAUUACUGAAAAGGCAACUGAGAAUGGAGAAAUAAGGCCUUGUGGCAGAGGUACUAAGAGCUGCAUUGUAAGUGGCUGCACAGCUGUUGUGAUUCACCUGCCUCGACACCUGAGACAGGUGCACCAGUGGAGCCCUAAAGAGGCCCGAGAUGCUGUCCACUCCCUCAGGAAGCCGUGGUCACCAACGAGCCGCCCAUUACAGAUGUGUCCAGUGGAGGGAUGUGGUCGCAUGACACAGAGGAUUCCCCAACAUUUGAGAAAAUACCACAAACUGCAUAUUGGUUCUCUAGCACGACGUAACAUCAAAAAAGCACAAGUUGAAUUAGAGGGCCAAAAUGUAUCAAUUCAUGGGCCAGAAGUAGUCGAAAGUAGUAUUGUAAGCUCAUCAGAGCUUUCAGAUAAUGGAAGUGGUGAACUGCCCCUUCCAUACCCAACCACCACCUCAACAUACGAAGAGGAGAGAAGUGGUGAACUGCCCCUUCCAUACCCAACCACCACCUCAACAUACGAAGAGGAGAGAAGUGGUGAACUGCCCCUUCCAUACCCAACCACCACCUCAACAUACGAGGAGGAGGGAAGUGGUGAACUGCCCCUUCCAUACCCAACCACCACCUCAACAUACGAAGAGGAGAGAAGUGGUGAACUGCCCCUUCCAUACCCAACCACCACCUCAACGUACGAAGAGGAGAGAAGUGGUGAACUGCCCCUUCCAUACCCAACCACCACCUCAACGUACGAAGAGGAGGGAAGUGAUGAACUGCCCCUUCCAUACCAAACCACCACCUCAACAUACGAGGAGGGACUACAAGGAGAGAAGCCACCUCAAGAUGAAACUGUACUACCCAAUGACCAGAGGAGUCCAUGCAGCAGUAUUACUGAAAAGGCAACUGAGAAUGGAGAAAUAAAGCCUUGUGGCAGAGGUACUAAGAGCUGCAUUGUAAGUGGCUGCACAGCUGUUGUGAUUCACCUGCCUCGACACCUGAGACAGGUGCACCAGUGGAGCCCUAAAGAGGCCCGAGAUGCUGUCCACUCCCUCAGGAAGCCGUGGUCACCAACGAGCCGCCCAUUACAGAUGUGUCCAGUGGAGGGAUGUGGUCGCAUGACACAGAGGAUUCCCCAACAUUUGAGAACAUACCACAAACUGCAUAUACUGUAGGUUCACAGGAUAGAAGCAACAUGCAAGUUGCAGAUGACGAUGCUUGUUGACUUAUCCAAUAUUUGGACUGAAGCAAGUGGAGCUGCCAGACACAGUGAGAACAUGCAACCCCAUUUCGACUGUUAGCAAGUGGCCAAAGAAGUAAUGUCAGAGGACUUCUCUGUGAUCUCUCAACAAAAGACUUAACCAAAGAUCCUUUAGAACACUUUCUCAACCGUCUCUGACUUAACUAUUGGCUCAGUAAAGUCACACCUCUUCACUCUCCUAAUUCUCUCGUCCUGGGCUGGGGCUUUUAAAGAAAAUAACUGAGGGUGACCGCAGGGGAUGGAGCUAAAGCACAAGUGAUGUGCAGUACCUGCCUAGUGUGACACCACAGGUGCUAAGUUGCCUCAACUCUGCAGAGGGUUGAGAUA
Molecule: messenger RNA, 3860 nt
Organism: Alosa sapidissima (American shad)
Lineage: Eukaryota; Metazoa; Chordata; Actinopteri; Clupeiformes; Clupeidae
Exons: 9
Coding region: 91-3447 (1118 amino acids)
Source: RefSeq, a predicted model, not a curated record